Trichoderma aggressivum f. europaeum is the source of this 1374-nucleotide messenger RNA. RefSeq lists its product as uncharacterized. NCBI's taxonomy places the organism in Eukaryota, Fungi, Ascomycota, Sordariomycetes, Hypocreales, Hypocreaceae. Gene Ontology annotation, biological process: cytoplasmic translation; ribosomal large subunit biogenesis. Gene Ontology annotation, cellular component: ribosome; cytosolic large ribosomal subunit. Gene Ontology annotation, molecular function: RNA binding; copper ion binding; structural constituent of ribosome. Bases 1 to 1374 code for a protein of 457 amino acids. The transcript has 6 exons. The record is from RefSeq and is a predicted model, not a curated record.
AUGAGCAACGCACUGCGCCUGGUGCGCAACGGCCCUUCGCGGACGGCGAGCUCUUCGUCGCAGUGGGCUUGCUUUUUCUGCCAGCAUGCGCGGCCACAGAGCAGCCGGCCCGGCUUUGCAGACUUUCGGCGCAAAUUCUCAAACUCACGGCCGCGGCGAGAACAGCAGAUGCAGCACCAGCCGCGGCAGAAUGUCACGUAUGCGCCGUCUAUGGACAAGGUGCGGGAGCAGUAUGGCCAGAGGAACAAGACAAUAGCCUUCUAUACCCUCAGCGUGAUCAUGGGCACACUUGCUCUGGCAUAUGGCUCGGUGCCUUUCUAUAAAAUGAUUUGCCAAACCACCGGUUGGGGUGGCCAGCCCGUCCGAGCCCACGGCGUGUCCGGCGAAGAGAACCAGGACAUCUCCAGUCGUCUCGUUCCCGUCACCUCUGCGAACCGAAUCAAAGUCACGUUCAACGCGGCCGUGUCCGAUAUCCUGCCCUGGAAGUUUGUCCCCCAGCAGCGAGAGGUCCGAGUGCUUCCCGGAGAGACCGCCCUGGCGUUCUAUAAGGCGACCAACCUGGGCGACCAAGACAUCAUUGGCGUGGCGACCUAUAGCGUGACGCCUGCCCAGUGUGCGCCAUACUUUAGCAAGAUUCAGUGCUUCUGUUUUGAGGAGCAGAGAUUAAAUGCUGGCGAGACAGUGGACAUGCCUGUGUUCUUUUACUUGGACCCUGAUCUGUUGAACGAUAUCAACAUGAAGGGCGUUGAGACUCCCUCUUUCCAGAAACGGCAGCAAGAACUAGGGCAGCAACAGUCACGUGCCAACCCACCGCUCGCCAAAAAAUUUCGCCCACAGCGGCCGCCAGACGACGACAAUUUCCUAGCUGGACGACUUUUCACUCUCUUUUCUUCCUCUCCUCAUCACCCAACGCUCAACCGACAAAAACAGGAUCUCCUCGUCGUCCAAAACUCAACCGUCAAGAUGGUCAAGGUUAACAAGAACAUUUCCUCCUCCAGGAGCAAGAGCCGUGCCGCUCACUUCAAGGCCGGCUCCGGCCAGCGCCGUGUCAUCAUGAGCGCUCCCCUUAGCAAGGAGCUGCGCGAGAAGUACAACGUCCGCAGCAUCCCCAUCCGCAAGGACGACGAGGUCACCAUUGUCCGUGGCUCCAACAAGGGCCGCGAGGGCAAGGUCACCUCCGUCUACCGUCUCAAGUACGUGAUCCACGUCGAGCGUGUCACCCGCGACAAGGCCAGCGGCCAGAGCGUUCCCCUGGGCAUCCACCCCUCCAACGUCGUCAUCACCAAGCUCAAGCUUGACAAGGACCGUGAGAGCAUCCUGUCCCGCUCCAAGGUCGGCCGUGAGCUCCGUGUCCCCAACAAGAUCUCUGCUUAA